This is a messenger RNA of Phyllopteryx taeniolatus (common seadragon), 5350 nucleotides long. RefSeq names its product zinc finger protein OZF-like. Gene Ontology annotation, molecular function: DNA-binding transcription factor activity; RNA polymerase II cis-regulatory region sequence-specific DNA binding. The record is from RefSeq and is a predicted model, not a curated record. Gene Ontology annotation, biological process: regulation of transcription by RNA polymerase II. Bases 334 to 1815 code for a protein of 493 amino acids. Lineage: Eukaryota; Metazoa; Chordata; Actinopteri; Syngnathiformes; Syngnathidae. The transcript has 3 exons.
UCAUGGGUAAUGCAUCUCCUUUCCCUGCUCGCCAUGUGGGAGGAGGUACCAUCGCGCUUCAGCAAGUCUUCCUGAAUUUGGACCGAAUGUUGUGAAUCCUCGACGCGGGACGCCCCUCAUCACGACUUUAGUGGACGAAAACAUCAUUCGUGCAAUCUUCGUGUCCGGUUGGAGUCGUCUCGUGCACGUUGAAGCUUCUCGGCCGAGUUUAGCUUAGCUUAGUUUAGCUUAUUUUAUUUUAGCUUGCUAACAAAAGAGACACAUUUCUGAUCAACAAUUCGCUAAGCAGAGAUCAAGCCACAGAGCGGAAAGUGUUGUGAUCGUCGUGUGAAAAUGUGUGCAAGAAGGACAGCAGAGUACGAGGAGGAACUUUGGGGCCCAAAAGAGGAGAAGGAGCCACAACGUCAACGACUGGACGUUGGGUUCAAUCUGCAACCUCCAACUGUGCUUCGCAGAGCAGACAUCACUGAAGAUCUCCGUACUGAGCAGCAGCAGCCAGUGCCCCCUCACAUUAAAGAGGAAGUGGAGGGCGAAGAGGUCCACCACAUAAAAGAGGAAGAGAAGCCCAUUUCAAUUAAAACAGAGGAGGAAGAACUGCGCCCCCACAUCAGACAGGAAGAGGAGGAGGAUAUCAGCAAAUUUCCAUCGACUGGUGUCCCUUUGAAGUGUGAAGAUGCAGGUCAAAGUGAGGAGAGCAGAGGGGCGGGGUCUCCAAACAGCAGCUCAACUCAACACAUGACAACAGAAGGUGAUGAAGACCACUGUGGAGGAUCACAAGCAUACGGCCUCCUAGCUCCACUAUCAGAUAGUGACGACAUGAUGUCUCACUCUACUCACACUGAUGAUGAUGAUGGACAGUCUGAAGUUGUUGAUAUGACAUUUCAGACUGACAACAAACGAUGGAAAUGUUCUCAGUGUGGGAUAACAUUUGCUGAUAAGAGUAGUUUGAAAAAACACAUGAGAACACACACUGGUGAGAAACCUUUUUCGUGCUCAGUUUGUGGUCAAAGAUUCUCCCAGACGGGACACUUAAAAGUACACACAAGAACACACACUGGUGAGAAACCCUUUUCCUGCUCAGUCUGUGGUCAAAGAUUCUCUGUGAAGGAAAGCUUAAAAAGACACACAAGAAUGCACACUGGUGAGAAACCUUUUUCCUGCUCAGUUUGCGGUCAAAGAUUCUCUCGGAAGGGACACUUAAAUGUACACACGAGAACCCACACUGGUGAGAAACCUUUUUCCUGCUCAGUUUGUGGCCAAAGAUUCUCUGUGAAGGGAAGCUUAAAAAUACACACAAGAACGCACACUGGUGAGAAACCUUUUUCCUGCUCAGUCUGUGCUCAAACUUUCUCUGUGAAGGGACACUUAAAUUUACACGCAAGUACACACACCGGUGAGAAACCUUUUUCCUGCUCAGUUUGUGGUCGAAGAUUCUCUCUGAAGGGAAGCUUCAAAAUGCACACAAGAAUGCACACUGGUGAGAAACCUUUUUCCUGCUCAGUCUGUGGUCAAAGAUUCUCUCUGAAGGGACACUUAAAAGUACACACACGAACACACACUGGUGAGAAACCCUUUUACUGCUCAGUUUGUGGUCAAAGAUUCUCUCAGACGGGACACUUAAAAGUACACACAAGAACACACACUGGUGAGAAACCAUUUUCCUGCUCAGUCUGUGGUCAAAGAUUCUCUGUGAAGGGAAAUUUAAAAUUACACACAAGAACCCACACUGGUGAGAAACCUUUUUCUUGCCCAGUUUGUGGUCAAAGAUUCUCUGAAAAGGGAAACUUAAAAAUACACACAAGAACACACUGGUGAGAAACCUUUGUCCUGCUCAGUUUGUGGUCAGAGAUUAUAAGUAUCAGGUUAAGACACACAAGUGUGCUGGUGUGAGUAGCAGUGCUCUCGAAGCUUUUAAUGAACGUGAAUGUUAACUCUAAUAGGUAAUUACUAUGUUACUGACUUACCAAAAUCUCCAUUCUUGUAGUCUGUGUACCAGCUUUUAUUGUAUCUAUCUUGUUGUUGUCCGUAUAUUUUCUAAAAGUCCCACUAGUGUUAAGAAUUAACAUUGGUGCCAAAAUACUUUAAAGGGACUAGUUAAUGGUCUGAACAUGGGCGCUUAUUCCAUAGUUCUGGACUCAUAAAUGAUGUAUGCAGAAAAAAAAGCCCUCCAAUAUACACUCAGUUGUCAUUUUACAAUAAUUCACUGAUGAAAUACUUGAUUGUCAGCCAGAUUUUGGCCCGCUUACAUUUUGGACAUGUCAGCCUGUCACAUCCUGACACAUAACGAGCAGGAGCCAAUUACGUUUCCGCAUUGAACUUCUAUGUUUUCCAGGGUGUUAUUUUUCCCCAUAUGAAAAGCCUGGGUGUAUUAAUUUUUAUUUUAUUUUAUUUUAUUUUUUUAAAAGAUAAUUUUGAGUGAAAAUAGAGAGUGAAAUAUGUUUGUUAAGCUUGUUGUUUAAAUAAAUCGGCAGUGAAAUGCCUGCGUGAGAAAGGAAGACAGCCACGUGAACUAAUUCUUUUCAGAUUCCUUUCCUCAUGCGUCAGUUCAAUUUUGAAUUGAUUGCACCACAAUUGUGGAGUAUAUGCGUGUAUGUAUGUAUAGAUGAAAUGUAUGUGUAGAUCACAAAGACGUUUCUGGAGGUGGCAUUGUGUGCCAGACGUGGACUUUGACUGGCUGUCAUAACAUCGGAUGACCCAUGCCGAGGGGAAGAAAUAGGAGCAAUGUCAGUAUUCAAGCCAGCUAGGGCUGCACCAACCGGUUUCCUCUGGUGAAAAAGUCUCUGGAGCAUAUUAAAUGUACUAUUCCGACGGGUCUCCACCUCCUGGAUCAGUUUGAGAACAGGCCGACCCAUUUGCAGUUGAACCUGCGAUUCUUUCUCCUACAAGUAUAGCAAAUAGAGGAGGUCCACAUGUUUCAUUCUAGCAGCUUUAGCCUCCUUCGAAUAUCUGUUUUUCCAACAUCGCUUUCAGUGCCUAAAUACAAGAUGAAAAUCAAAGCAAUAAAUACGAUUCACAAGCAAUAGUAGAACCACUUGUACUCGAUAUACAACCCCAAUUCCAAUGAAGUCAGGACGUUGUGUUAAACAAAUAAGAGGAAAAAGAGGAAAAGAACCAUCCGGACUGUUAUGGACUCAAAGUUCAAAAGCCAGCAUCUGUGAUGGUAUGGGGCUGUUAGUGCCAAUGGCAUGGGUAACUUACACAUCUGUGAAGGCACCAUUAAUGCUGAAAGGUACAUACAGGUAUUGGAGAAACAUAUGCUGCCAUCCAAGCAACGUCUUUUUCAUGGACGACCCUGCUUAUUUCAGCAAGACAAUGCCAAACCACAUUCUGCACGUGUUACAACAGCGUGGCUUCGUAGUAAAAGAGUGCGGGUACUAGACUGGCCUGCCUGCAGUCCAGACCUGUCUCCCAUUGAAAAUGUGUGGUGCAUUAUGAAGCGUAAAAUAUGACAACGGAGACCCCGGACUGUCGAGCAAGAAUGGGAAAGAAUUCCACCUACAAAGCUUCAACAAUUAGUGUCCUCAGUUCCCAAACGUUUAUUGAAUGUUGUUAAAAGAAAAGGUGAUGUAACACAGUGGCAAACAUGAGCCUGUCCCAGCUUUUUUGGAACGUGUUGCAGCCAUCAAAUUCUAAGUUCAUGAUUAUUUGCUAAAAACAAUACAGUUUAUCAAUUUGAACAUGAAAUAUCUUGUCUUUGUAGUGUAUUCAAUGAAAUAUAGGUUGAACAUGAUUUGCAAAUCUUUGUAUUCUGUUUUUAUUUAUGUUUAACACAAGGUCCCAACUUCAUUGGAAUUGGGGUUGUAAAAAGUAAUUACUAUUUUACUGACAAAAAUCUACAUUCUAGUAUUCUAUGUGCCAGCUUUUAUUGUUAUCUAUCUUCUUGUUGUCCAUAUAUUUUCUAAAAGCCCCACGAGUGGAAAGAAUUAACAUUGGUGCCAAAAUACUUUAAAGGGACUAGUUAAUGGUCUGAACAUGGGCACUUAUUCCAUCGUGCUGGACUCAUAAAUGAUGUAUGCAGAAAAAAAAGCCCUCCAAAAUAGAUUCAGUAGUAAUUUUAGAACGCUUUACUGAUGAAAUAUUUGAUUUUCACCAGAUGUUGGCCCGCCCACAUUUUGGACAUGUCAGCCUGUCACAGCCUGACACGUAACAAGCAGGAGCUGAUUACAUUUCCUCAUUGAACUUCUCUGUUUUCCACGGUGUAAUUUUUGCCCAUAUUGAAAGUCUGGGACAAUAAUGAAAAUAAUGAACGAAGAUAGUGACAGUAAAAAAUGUUUGGAAAGCCUGUUGUUUAAAAACAUGAAAUGCCUCCUCGAGGAAAGACGACAGCCACGUCAUCCCACGUCAAGUCAUGCUUGCAGAUUGAUUUACAGGUGCGUAUGUAAGUAUAGAUCAAAUUUAUGUAUUGAUCACAAAGGCGUUUCUGUGGACGGCAUUUUGUGACAGACGUGGGUGGACUUUGGCUGGCUGUCAUAACGUCGGAUGACCCAUGACGAGGGUCUCCCGCCCGAACGUGUUACGUCGCUUCAUGUCCCGAAACUGCAGCUGAUCUGAUUUGAUCUUAUCUGAUCCAUAAAAUCUAAAAAAAUUGGACCGAUUGUUGGAAUAUUUUCAGAGGUUGAAGCUGCCAAGAGUUAAGAUGUCCGCAUACAUUUGGGUGAUGAUUGUUGACAGUUUUUUGCUAUUAAUCUGCUUUUAUUGGGUUCAUGCAUGAGCCCUGCAAGGAUGUGGCACUCGCCCGCCGUGUUUGUAUGAUUUUACUGAUGACCGUAAUAAAUUAGCGAUUUUUCAGCAAAUUAAAUUAGUGAUUGAACAUGAUUUUGGGAUACCAGCUGUUGUUCAUGUGGUGCAAUGAUAUAUGACAGCAUUGUCCGAUAUAAUACCAGCUUCAACAAAGUGGGGUUUGGAAACUCAAGCACGCUGUAUUUUUUGUUCUUUUUGUAAUUUCCUGAAAAGUAAAAAUAUGACCAAUUACUGCCAUUUCAUCAGACAGUGCAUUGCUUUUUCCCCACACCAGCUAUGCCAGUACUUUCCAAUGUUCGAUUUUGGUGAUGAGAAAGGGGCGUUCGAAGGAAAAUUCGUUAUUCACCAAUUGUUCCAAAAUGUAUUAAUAUUGGAAAUGACUGCCAGUUUAAUUUUCUUGAGCAAAAAAAUACAUAAAACAAACUUGUUUGUGAAAUCUGGACCAUUAAGACCCAUACUUCCUUUGAGCAAUGCAUGCAUUUUGUCCAAUGUUUUAGUGAUUAUAUCAUAUAAGUUAAUGAUUGACAAGACUGGAAAGAAAAUUUGACCUUUGGUGGUAAACUAACAUUUAUUUGUGAUCUUUAAUAAAAUACACUUCUUAAAACCGUGA